AUGAGCAGCACGCACAAACGUCGUCGCCUCAACCCCUCACCGUCCGCCACCUUAACCAAGCCAUUCAAGUCCCCGCUCCGCAGACCUGCUCCUGCCACAGAAAAUCCACAUGAGGCGGUGACUGGUAGUCCGACACUGAACACUAUGCAGGUACAGCUGCAGGAACAGAUUCAGGUACGGACAGCCCACACCGGCUACAGCAUCAAGCCGUCCAUAUACUCACAGAAUUGUUCUAAUAACUCCGUUCCCAGCAACUGGCGCCGUCACAGCUACCACUACAAUUACCGCAACCUCAACCUCAACUCCACGCCCCCAAAACCAGGCACGUACAGUCCCCCACCUGCUCUCGCGAACCCCGGCGCCUCCAGCCCCAACCCAGACAGCACAACCCCCACCCCCAUCAAACCUUCAUCUCAAUCACGCCCACGUCCACGCUCACGCCCACUUACCCUCACCGCACCCCGCACACCCCGCACACCCCAAAAACCCACCCCCCUCUCCGCCUCCUCCUCCCCCCCAACAACCGAGCUCUCCGCCCUAACCACCCAAAAAGCCACGCUCCUCGCGCACCUUCACGCCCUGACCGCUGAGCACGACACCCUCCAACAAGCCCGCCGCAUCGAGACACAACACAAGACCGUCGAGCUGGAGCGGCUGAUCCACAAGUGGAAGGGGAUCAGCCAGCGCGCUGCGGAGGAGGUGUUCCUUGGGGCGAGGGAGCGGGUGAGCCGGAUGGGGGGGUUACAGGUUCUGAAGGCCGGGGCGGGGUCUUGGGGGUGGGAUUGUGAGGAUCAGGAUCCUUCUGCUGGGUUGCAGGGGCGCGGGCGGAGCUGGGAGGGGGAUUUUGGGGAUGGGAAGGGGGGUCAGGGGCAGGGUCAUGAUGACGGUGACGGGGAGGAGCAGGAGCUUACGAUGGAGGUUAUGUUGAAGAUGAUGAAGAUUGAUUUCGGGGUUAUUGGGUAUGAUGUUGAGAGAGAGGGGUGGGGUACUUAG
This is a messenger RNA of Aspergillus uvarum CBS 121591, 993 nucleotides long. Its product is annotated as putative DNA repair protein Dds20/Mei5. The record is from RefSeq and is a predicted model, not a curated record. The transcript has 4 exons. Gene Ontology annotation, biological process: DNA recombination. Bases 1 to 993 code for a protein of 330 amino acids. NCBI's taxonomy places the organism in Eukaryota, Fungi, Ascomycota, Eurotiomycetes, Eurotiales, Aspergillaceae.